AUGUCUCAUGGAAACUACUUUGAGGCAUUGGAUAAAAUCCUUAAAGAUGUCAUGACAUGUCUCGGUCUUCAAGAUACAAUUUUUUGUGGCAAGGUAGUUGUUUUUGGAGGAGAUUUUAGACAAAUUCUUCAUAUAGUUCCAAGAGGAGGUCGUUCUGAUAUUGUUCAUGCUUCAAUUAGCCCAUCUUAUAUUUGCGAAUCAGAUGAUGGUUUGGUAGAUAUAGCAGUUCCUCAAGAGCUAUUAAUAUUAAAUUUUGAUGAUUCUAUAAGGGUUAUUGUCGAUAGCACGUAUCCCAAUUUGUUAGAAAAUUACAAAGAAGAAUUCUUACACUGUAGAGCUAUUCUUGCUUCAACCAUUGAAGUAGUGGACAAAAUUAAUCAUUAUGUAUUAGACUUGAUUCCAGGAAAAGAGAAAGAGUAUUUGAGUUCCGAUUCAAUUGAUAGAAUGAAAGUCAAUUAUAAUGAAACUUAUGAAGUGCUAACUUCUGAAUUUCUUAGUAAAUUGAGAACAUCGGGUCUUCCAAAUCAUAGAAUCAAAUUGAAGAAUAAUGGUUGGUGGAUUAUAUUAGCUUAUACUAUUUGUAACUAUGUGAAUGUUAACUAA
Molecule: messenger RNA, 603 nt
Organism: Vicia villosa (hairy vetch)
Lineage: Eukaryota; Viridiplantae; Streptophyta; Magnoliopsida; Fabales; Fabaceae
Exons: 4
Coding region: 1-603 (200 amino acids)
Biological process (GO): DNA repair; telomere maintenance
Molecular function (GO): DNA helicase activity
Source: RefSeq, a predicted model, not a curated record